UCACAAAUCUUUAAGUAUCGGUAUUGAUUUUAAAGAUAUUUAUUUUUAUCAAACAAGCGAUAAAUAUCUUUAAAGAUGCAUCACUUUAUUACGUUACUUUUCAAUUUGUCGCUAACGCUUUAGUAUUCUUUCCCAAUAUUUAUCAGCAUGUAUUUGAAAAUCGAUAUCUUCAUAACGACACACCGCGUUACAUUUCGACAACGAUUACCAAAGGUCAACAUCGGUCCACAUUUAUAAACCCCUCGUUAUCGAUCGUCAUCGCCAGCCAAAGAAAGUUCGAUACCGCCCAUCUCCAGAUGACAGCUAUGUUGUGUUUACAUUCAGUGAAGUAAAAAAAAGUGAUAAAGUGAGCCAGAGCAUGGAUUGCAAUCCGGAAAUCACGGAAGAAGUGCUGGAGGAGGCCUCCAAUAACCAGCCGGUGGUUGUGACGCUACCGCUCGAUGUCUACAAUGAGCAGGCGGAGACAAUAAGGACAAUCCAGACAGAUGUGGCUUACAUCAAGGAGCAAUUCAAAGUGUUGUUGCAGCACGGAAUGCCUGAGGGUAACUCCACUACAUCAGUGUCAAUCGAAUCCAUAAGAGAGAUUAUGCCUCUAAACUCAACCGAGGCGUUGGUUGACUUCGAAGUGUUUCUGGAGAAAAAUAACAAUAAAAAGGCGUUUGAAAAGUUUCUGGCGUCUUUUGUGUUGGUCAAGAAGCCUCUGAGGGAAAUAACCAUGCUUCUGAUUGAGAAAGUGUUCAGCCUAUACUUGCAGACGCAAGUGAAUUAUUCAGGAGCUGGUGGCAAACACCCACUCAAAUCGUUGUGUUCAACGCAAGUAUUGAUCAAAUCGAUUGUCGAUCAUUCCCUCUUCGACACCACAGAAGACCCGGCUACACUGGCAUGUGCCGAAUUCCGAUACCAAAUGCAACAUGUAUGUGAUCGAGUUAGGACCAGUGAACGACGGCAAUCGGCAACCACAAACCGAAACCCGACGAGCCGUAAGAAACUCCGUGUUCCACUGAAGGUGGAGUUCCUCAACGUGCACGAUGACGACGAAGAAGUGGACAAAGAUGCACCCUAAGACAAUGCGA
Aedes albopictus (Asian tiger mosquito) is the source of this 1073-nucleotide messenger RNA. RefSeq lists its product as uncharacterized. Lineage: Eukaryota; Metazoa; Arthropoda; Insecta; Diptera; Culicidae. The transcript has 3 exons. The record is from RefSeq and is a predicted model, not a curated record. Bases 359 to 1063 code for a protein of 234 amino acids.